AUGCGGCCACCUCGCGGGGGCAGCUGGUUAUCCAGGGACCCCUUGCCUGGCUGCCUCCGCCAUGUGUCUUUGUCUCAUCUCACUAAGGGACACUAUAAGAGACCCCGCCUGGAUGAGCCAUUGGAGGCUGGUUCUCCGGACUGGGGGGUUCAGCUGGGAGAUUGCACUCUCCCGCCCCCCCAAAGUCCUGCGGGCAGGAAGGUUAGAGGGUCCCUGCUGGUCAGGGCCCUGGCCUGCGGUGACCCCCCUGUGUCCGCAGUCACUAUGAGCUCGGGUGGGGCCGGGGGCCCGGCGGGCUCCGUCCGGGAGUUCACACGCCACGCCGGAGACGUGCUGGUCAACCUGGACCAGCUACGUCACCGCCGCGUCCUGACCGAUGUCACCCUGCUGGUGGGGGGGCGCCCCCUGCUGGCCCACAAGGCUGUGCUCGCCGCCUGCAGUGGCUUCUUCUACUCCAUCUUCCUGGCCCAGGGGGGCAGCGAGGUCACUGUCCUCACCCUGCCCAGCUCCAUCCAGCCCGGGGGCUUCCAGGCCCUGCUGGAUUUCAUGUACACCGCCCGCCUGCCCCUCACCCCGGCCUCUGUCCCCGCCCUGCUCAAUGCCGCCACCUACCUGCAGAUGGAGCACGUGGUGGACGCCUGUCACCGCUUCAUUCAGGCCAGUUACGACCGCGCUAGCUGCUACCCCAAGCCCCUCCCCUCCCCGGCGGACCCCAAAUCCCUGGACACCCCCCAAGGACCCUCAGAUGACAGUGGGAUGGUGCCCGCAGAGGGUCCCCACCCAGAGGGGCCGAGCCCGGGGGCCCCCCUGCGAUCGGCUCCUGCCAGGCCGCCGGCGAAGGGUUCUGGGGGGGCGCCCCCGGGGGGGGAGCGGGGCCCCCCCGACAGUCCGUCGCGCUCCGAGGGGCACCCCGCCUCCCCCUGCGAGUCCAGUGGCUGCGCCCCCGACCCCAAGGCCUGCAACUGGAAGAAAUACAAGUUCAUCGUCCUGAACUCGCUCCGGGGGGAGGGGGCGGGGGGAGGGGGUGGGGCCGGCCCCCAGCCCCCCGGCCCCCCGACCCUGCCCGAGCCCCCGGCCGGCAAAGACCAAGGCGCCAGCCAUGGCGGGGAAGAGGGGUGCGGCCCCGGGACCCAGCGUGACGGCGCCCUCUGCGGGCCGCACCCCGCCUUGUCACAGUGCCCCCAGCGCCGGCAGGUGGGGGCCCCGCUGCACCCACCCUGCCCCCACCUUCCCCAGGGGCGGCCCCGGCCUGCAACAGGUGCUGGGCCGUACGGCUGCGGGGCCUGCGAGCCGGGCCUGGAGGAGGAGGAGGGGGAGGGGGAGGACGGGGGAGCGGAGGGGGGGCAGGCCCCGGCGGCUGCCCCCCACGACAACAAACCGUUCAAGUGUCACGUCUGCCGCUCGGCCUUUCGCUACAAGGGCAACCUGGCUUCCCACCGCGCCGUGCACACCGGUGAGAAGCCAUAUCGCUGCGGAGUCUGUGGGGCCCAGUUCAACCGGCCAGCGAACCUCAAAACCCACUCGCGGAUCCACUCAGGCGAAAAGCCCUACAAGUGUGAGACCUGCGGCUCCAGCUUCGUGCAGGUCGCCCACCUCCGGGCCCACGUGUUGAUCCACACGGGUGAAAAGCCCUACCCUUGCGAGACGUGUGGGACCCGCUUCCGGCACCUACAGACCCUCAAGAGCCACAUCCGGAUCCACACGGGCGAGAAGCCGUAUCACUGCGAGGCCUGCCACCUGCACUUCCGGCACAAAAGCCAGCUGCGGCUUCACCUGCGGCAGAAGCAUGGGGCCGUCACCAACACCAAGAUCCGCUACGCAGUGCUGGCCGGCCCCUCCGGCGCCCGCUGCUGAAGGGGGACCGCGCUUCCUCCCCCUCUCGCCAGAGAGCAGGAGAGAGACACAGCUCCCCCCCCGCCCCGCACCGCUGCUUACUUCGCUCCUGCCAGCAGGGGGGGGCCGUGUCGGGGUAGGGGAAAUUCCCGGCCUGUCAGGAGGGGCCCGCUGGUCGUGACCCCCUUUCAUAGCAUGUGUUGUCCUGCAGUGUCUGGGCUUGGCUCGGGGAGGGGACGCUACGGGACAUGGGGGGCUAUGGACUGCAGGGGGGUGCUCUCUCUGGUCUAUGGAAGACCCAGUUCCAUAUGUGUAGGGGGGAGUGUAUCUGCACCCUGUGUUUUGAAGUGGGUCUGGAAUUCCCUCCCCCCCCCAGCUGGGGAGGGAACCCAGGAGUCCUGGCUCCCAGCCCUCUGCUGUAACCACUAGACCUCACUCCCCACCCAGAGCCGGGGAGAGAACCCCGGAGUCCUGGCUCCCAGCUCCUCCUGCUCCAACCCACCAGACCCCACUCCCCUCUCAAAGCUCGGGAGAGAACCCAGGAGUCCUUGGUUCUUUAAGUAAAUGUGGCACAGGAAGUGAUGUCAGAGCUCUGCAGGCAGAGUGUUGUGAGAGACCACGCCCCCCCCACCCCCACCCCCACCCCCCACUUUUCUUAACUACUGUACUUAAUUUUCAGUUGAUUUAUGUUUCCUUCUGGAAGGCAAUAUCUCAUUUGGUUAAACCAGUUUCAGUCCAGAGUCACUCUGAAUUCUCCCCUACCCUGGACAUCUCUAUGGACAACUGAUGAUGCCGGCUUGAUGUUGGCUUAACUGGAGUCAGCAGCUGCCAGUUUUGCAUAGACUUCACUGAAGUUCUAAUCACGAUCUAAAUCUGGGAGGAGUGACUCUGGAGUGACUCUGAUUUAACCACCCUGGAAGCCUCUCUAGCCAGCUAAUUGUGACUCUGCAGUUUCGGUGACACUAGUGUCAACCCAAAGUCACUCCAGUUAAGUUCUCACUGAGGCUGGACAUCUUUAGGGACAUCGAAUGUCUCUGGUCUGUCCAUGAAGACCUCAAAGACAUUCUAGUCCAGUCUCUAAAUCUCUGUGGAUUGACUCUGAUUUUACUAAAAUCCAGAUUCACCAUUUGUCCACGGAGUCUUUACUGAAGAUCUAGCCUACCCUAGAAGUCUCUAUGGACAACUGGUGACUCCGGAGUUUUGAUUAAACCAGUUUUAAUACAGAGUCACUCCAGUUAAGCUUUCCCCUACCCACGUUGUCUCUGUGGACAACUGAUGCCUCCAGCUUGAAGCUGGUUUAAGAAAGUGUUUUCUUCUUUUCUUUUUCACAAAGGUUCUCUAAAGAAUUAAAUGUAUUCUUUUGCUGACGGUGGCUUUUUCUGACCCGUAUCUAUCUAUAUUUUUAACCCUCCCCCCAAGUUGGGGGGUGUAUUUUUUGUUGCUUUUAAUUUGCUUUGCAAUGUCAGUGCUUGGAGCAAAUGGAAAAGGCGUUUGUAGCUCGGCCACUUGACCUUGUGUUAGUUAGUUGCCCGCUCUAGAAGGCUCUAGAGUCGUACUGGGGCAGGUCCGUUACAAAAGGGUUCUUGACGUGCUGGAGAUCUCUGGAAGCGUGAGGUGUAGCAAAGCAAGAAGUUUGAUCCUAAGGUCUGGGGACCUUCUGGAGUUUAUCUGGUUGGAGUCUGGAACCUAAUGUAUCCUGUGUUCUAGGUAUGUUAUCCAGCAUGUAAAUGUUCCACCUUCUGAGUGUAGAACACCUACAGUUAUCUGGAUAUGGGAUCCAGAACAUCUAAGGUGCCUUGUCUACAGGAUUGAGGGUUCUAGACUGUGUUCUUCUGGAGUCUACAUAUUCCAGCUCCAGAGUCCAGAUCCUCCGAGGUCUCCUCUUUAUGGAAUCCAGGGUUCCAGAAUCUGUAUUUUCUGAAUCUAAAUAUUCCAUCCACCAAGUCUGGAGCCUCCCGGAUCAAAGGUUUCAGGAGCAGAGGUUCUGGAUUGCUAAAAUGUAGAUGAUCCAGGUCCCCCAUAACAUAUGACCUCUGAUUUUUCUUCUGCCUAUGGAUUCCUGAUUUCCAGGCUUCCUCUCAAUAUUAUGUCUCCAGAUACUAGAACCUCUGAGGCCUCAUGUCUACCAGAUCCUGGGUUCUAGGCUCUUUUGAGUCUCUAUCUCCAGAUUUUGGAACCUCUCAGCUCAGGAGCUUCCAGAGCAGGGGUUCUAGAUUAUUCAUCUGUAAUCGUUCCAUAUCCACUUUGCCAGAUGGCCUUUGGGCAUUUCAAGUUCUGGAGACCAAAGCGAGAGCAACGCAGAACGUUUAGUCUCUGGUCCCAGCUAAGGUUCUAGAUUAUCAAUGGAUGAGUCUAGAACACAACUGAUUGAUGGGCUGGAUCAUUAGAUCAGGAAUCCCGCUGGAUUGGGAAUACUGCAGGGUGUAAGAUAUUUGUCAUGGGUGGCUGAGGACCCUACUCCCCCCAAAACAAUUAAAGUCAGAGCAGGUUAGUGGGGCAAGAGAGGGAUCUGGGAUCACAGUGGCUCUAGAAUAAAGCUCAAAACUUCAGCAGCAACUGGUCUUUGCUGCUCCAGAAGAGGUCUGGAACCUCUGGUGCUUCACGGCAUGUGGGGGAAAGGGAGGGAGCUGUGGUUCUGGAAUGAGGAGGGAAGUUUAUCACCUUUCAGUUGCCAGGGGGAAGAGCAGAUGGGAAAGGAGAGUCUAGAAUAGCAUAGUCUAAAACAACCUAGGAAUGGAUAGUGUGGCAUAGAAUGGAUAAGGGAACCUACAGUCAAUGUAUGGUAAAGGCUAGAACAAAUAGUGCAGCCCAGAAUAGAUAGCCCAUUCUAGAAUGGAUAGUGUAGUCUAGAACUGACGACACAGGAAUGCAUGGCGUGGUCUAGAACAGAUCGCCCAAUCUUGAAUCAAUAGCUUAGCAAGGGAUACCACAGCCUAGAACGGAUCACCUUGGAACAAAAAGACGCAUCUAGGAUAGCCCGAUCUAGAACACACAGUCUCUGAACAGUUUGCGCUCCCUAUAACGGACAGCACAACCGAGAAUGGCUACCGUAGUCUAGAAUUCAUGAACAAGGAAUGGAUAACACCAUCCAGGACAGCACAGUCUAGUACGGCUAACCUAGGAAUGGAUAGCCCAGUCUAGAUCGGUAGCCCAAUCUAGAACCCAUCGCUUAGGAAGGGAUACCACAGCCUGGACCCAUCUAGCACCAUCUAGAAUGGCUAGCCUAGGAAGGCGGGCACAGUCUAGAAUGGCUAAUCCAGUCUAGAAUCGGCCGGGUGGUCUAGGAUGGCUAGCCUAGGAGUAGAUAGUGCAGUCUAGACGGGAUAGGUUGGGAUCAGGCGACCAUCCACACAAUGGGGCUCUAGAUGGAAGAGGAACGCACACAUCUCCGUCUCCCAACUCCUACUCCCCACCUAGUAGGGGUCAGUUAUUCUCCCUCUAUCACGCACACGAUGGGACCGGUUCCCAUUACCACACAUAAGGAAGAUAUCCCAUUCCCCACCCCCUGAGCCAG
Messenger RNA from Chelonia mydas (Green sea turtle), 5347 nucleotides. Its product is annotated as B-cell CLL/lymphoma 6 member B protein. Gene Ontology annotation, biological process: regulation of transcription by RNA polymerase II. The record is from RefSeq and is a predicted model, not a curated record. Lineage: Eukaryota; Metazoa; Chordata; Testudines; Cheloniidae. Gene Ontology annotation, molecular function: protein binding; DNA-binding transcription factor activity, RNA polymerase II-specific; RNA polymerase II cis-regulatory region sequence-specific DNA binding.